This is a messenger RNA of Eimeria maxima, 903 nucleotides long. RefSeq lists its product as hypothetical. The coding region runs from base 1 to 903 and encodes 300 amino acids. The transcript is spliced from 3 exons. Lineage: Eukaryota; Apicomplexa; Conoidasida; Eucoccidiorida; Eimeriidae. The record is from RefSeq and is a predicted model, not a curated record.
AUGAGUCUCGUUGACUACGGCUUCUACUCUGACGAGGAGGCAGAAGGAGAUAACUCGGACCCCGCUUCCUUGGCUACGACUUCCCUUACAGCCGAUAACAGUAGCAGCAGCAGCAACAGUAGCAGCAGCAGCAGCAGUACCGGCAGUGGCAGCGCGAGCAGCAGUAGUAGUAGUAACACAACCGCAGCGAUAAACUUUAAUAGCAGUAGCAGCAGCAGCAAUAAGAACUCUCUUUCUGCUGCCGAUCAUCAUCAGCAUCAACAGCAGCAGCAGCAGCAGCAGCUGCCUUCUUCUGCUGCAGAUUCUUCUCCUGCUAAUGCAGAUAAUUCUUUAUCCGAAUCAGAGUUAACAUUUACAUCAAGGAAUUCAACUCCAGCUCCUGCUGCUGCUGCUGCAGCAGCAGCAGCAGCAGGAGGAAGCAGCUCCUCGCGUGCAGCUGACUAUACACUGCAUGCAACAACACCAUGUUCCCCUUCUGGUAGUACCAAGAGAAGGGAUCAAGCAGCUGUAUCUGCUGCAUUAGGUACAUCAGCAGCAGCAGCAGCAGGUGGAUCAGCAGCAGGUGGAGCAACAGCAGCAGGAGGAGCAGCACUUGCUGCUGCUGCUGCUGCUGCACCUGAGCAGCAACAAGAAAGGAGUUACUCUCCUUGUGGUGUAAAUAAAGAGAAAGAAGAGAAUGACAGUGAUCCAUCACAUGAUUCAGAUCAUUUUACUGAUGGAGAGGAAGAGAUGGCCAGCUUUGUGGAGCGGCUUCCUAAGGAUCCUCCUCCUCCAGAGUUACUGGCAACUAUAACUCGUCUCCAACAAUUAAAACGUCGAGGUAUAACUGUUAAUGGAAAUAUAAAUACUUCUCUUGAUUUCAAAAACCCUUAUUUAUUAGAGGUAGGCUUUUCUCUUUAUUAG